GAUUUGUAGAAACCUCUUUAUCAUUUGUUUUCAUCUCGCAUUAUUGCUUAUCAUGAACAGAAAACGUUAAGUUUUUUUCUUUUCGGAAAAGUGCAAAACCAAUGUUGCCAAUGCGUUACAACAAGCGCAAUAUCGGUUUUCACGAUUUUGACAGUUGAACUAUUAUCUAUGCAGUUGAAGCUGAAAACGGAGUUCUUAAAGAGCUAUUGCAGUAGUUGAUCUUAAUUGUUACAGUAAUUUCUAAAGUUAAUAGCGUUUUUGUUUUAAUGAAGUUAAACUUGAGUUCUUCACAUAUUAAUAUUUACAAUAAAUAUGUAAAAAUGUGAACUUCGCCUGCAUCUUAAAAUCAUCAACGUUCAUGAAUAUACAGCCACAGAAUCCAUCAAGUGAAAAACAGAAUGAACUUCCACUAGUAGAAACCAAAUCUUCUACUCCAAAAUCGAGCCCUAGAAGUAGUCCUAGAGCAUCUCCUUUACCCCCCAGAAGGGAAUCUAUCCACCCUGCAGAUGGUCUUAUGAUAAUAUUUAAUUCAAAAGACAGAGACUCAAUCAUUUCCACAUUGAAGCAAGACAGCUCACCUGGAGUUAUCACAAAAAGACGUCAUAACACGGAGAGUCAAGAAAGUAAUAAAAGCCUUAAUAUUGACGGAGCCAGUUCUGAAUGUUUACGUGAAAAAAAAGAAAUCAGAUCGACGGAUAAAUCUAAGAAGAAAACUGCAUGGUACAAUGUUCUCUAUCCAACAUACAAAUCUAGAUCCGAAGAUUUUAAACGAAUUUUUAAGGACGUCCCUGACGACGAACGAUUGGUAGUAGAUUACUCGUGUGCCUUGCAAAAGGAAAUUCUUGUGCAGGGUCGACUAUAUGCGUCGCAGAAUUUUCUCUGUUUUUACGCAAACAUUUUCGGUUGGGAGACCUGUGUAACGUUAAAAUGGCGCGACGUGUCUGCGAUUACGAAGGAAAAGACCGCUCUGGUCAUACCAAACGCCAUCCUCGUCUGCACUAAAGCUGAGAAAUUUUUUCUUACUAGCUUUACUUCCAGAGACAAGACUUUUUUAAUGCUAUUUAGGAUUUGGCAAAAUGCAUUACUUGAUCAGCCUAUGUCAAGUCAGGAAAUGUGGCAAUGGGUUCAUCAAUGCUAUGGCGAUGAAUUGGGUUUGACUAGUGACGACGACGAUUAUAUUCCCCCUGGGACAGACGAAGACAAGUUAUCAGUCCGUCUAUCAGGCGAUUCUUUUUCAGAGGAGUACUCAGGAGGUCUUUGCGAACCGUGUAUUCAAAUGGAACCGACGAGUGUUGAAGAUGAUAAAAAAGACGCAAAUAGCGUCGAUAUCCCACAGACAUUGGAACUACAAACUAAUGGGAAGCCCACCCAGGUCGUCCCCGAAGUCAAUCUUCCUACGGAUAUGUCGGACUCUUCGGAUUCUGAUGACAAGAAUAAAUUUAUCUGCGAUCCAAAAUGCAGUGUACCCCAUGAAGGCAGAACUAUGUUUAAUGAAGUGAUGCCAAUACAUGUAGAUCAGCUUUUCACGCUAUUAUUUACCAGUUCCAAAUUCUUUUUGGAUUUUCACGCUUCUAGAAAAACUACAGAUCUCACUCAAACCGCUUGGACACACAAUGCUGAAAACAACACCAAAUCAAGGGUUGUCAAUCUCACAAUACCACUCAUGCAAACUGUAGGCCCAAAGAGUGCACAAGUAACCGAAAAUCAGAUUAUGCAACCGUGUAGUAAACCAGGCUUCUUAUAUUCUAUUGAUAUAGAAAUUACGAAUGCCGGAAUUCCGUAUGCUGAUAGUUUUUACGUGAUGGCUCACUACUGCCUUCAGAGGGUGUCAGAUACUCAUAGCUCGCUUGUAGUAUUUGCCCAAAUUAAAUACAGAAAAUCUGUAUGGGGUUUGGUAAGAGGUUUUAUUGAAAAAAAUGUUUGGGUGGGCAUGGAAGAUUACUUUUCAACUUUGGCAAAAGCAUUGCAUUUAGAAGGGGAUGAAGUUUUGGGACCCGCAGUGAAACGAAAAUCGAGAAGAAGACGUCACGGACACUCCAUCAUCCCUCCUCCAGAGGCAGAAUAUGUGCCUAUUAAAAGAAAUGAUCUUGUGGCGUCAAGGGAUAAGCGAGGCAGAAGGACAAUACCCACAGAUUUUACUACAAUUCUCAUUUUUGCUGUACUUAUACUCUUAGUAAUUUUAAAUGUUAUGUUGUAUUAUAAGCUGUGGUCACUGGAGGAGGCGCCUCCUUAUACACUUUUAGAUCUUCACAUUUUGAAGGAACCCCCCAAUUCCCAUGAAGAGUGGAUUAAACUGUUACAAAAACAAGAAACUCUUCAUACAAUCGAAAUGCAGAAAUGGCAAAGAGUUCUAAAGACGUCAAUUCAACUUCUUAAACAAAUUGAAGAUUCCCUUAGCGAAUUACAACAUUCCAUUCACCCAACUUACACAAAUAAAAUAAUGUCCGUAAUACAAAACCACAAGGACACGUUGGACAAAGUGCAGGAAGAACUGUAGGUCAAUUUAUAUUAAGGCUAAUUUUAAACUAUUUAUUGUUGGUAUUAGAGCUGUGUUAAUGUUUUAAUUUACAAAUUUUAUCUCCUGUUCCUUCUGUUUUAUUGUAUAGCACGAAUACUGUAGUUAGGUUACAGAGAAAACAAAAUGGCUGUUUGUAAGAUAUCGAAAGUUCAAUAAAACGAAUUUAGAGACACAAUUUUGUGUGUUAAUAUCCUUUCUUAAUAACAGAAAUAAAAUCGUUGGUAAUAUUAUUGUGAAACAUUUUUAAUAAAAUUUAUACUUUUAAGAAAAUUGCUGUUGCAUGUUUCAAACAUGUUAUUAUGAACAACUACAUAUUUUUCGGUUUCUUAAAUCGUUAUCAAGAGUACUUAAUGUAAUAAUAGUAAUAACUUCAAUGGUUUAACUAGUUCUUUUAUAUCUAACAACUGGUAUUAUUCGACACUGUGUGUUUAAAAGUUAUGUGUAAACCCUUCAUAUUACUCUAUUACAGAAAGUCAAACUCUGUUUUUAGUCAUUCGUUUUGUUAUUUAAUUUCUAAAUACUGUAAUACUAAUUUCUCUCCUUUAUCUGAAUGUAUCAGUUUUAUACUAUCAAAAUCUAAUUUAUGUUUAAACACUAUACAAUGAGUACUUAAGCCUUACAGUUUUUUUUUUUUAUUUUAAAUAAAAGUAAAGUUUUCAAAAUAAAUCAUAAAGAUUGCGAUGCAUAAAAAUGUAAAAAAUCUACAAGUUUAAGUACUAACUGUAUAGACUUUAAAUACUAAUUUGGAUAACAAAGGAGAGACUAACCCUAUUGGAGCAAU
Molecule: messenger RNA, 3299 nt
Organism: Agrilus planipennis (emerald ash borer)
Lineage: Eukaryota; Metazoa; Arthropoda; Insecta; Coleoptera; Buprestidae
Product: GRAM domain-containing protein 1B
Exons: 15
Coding region: 359-2497 (712 amino acids)
Biological process (GO): intracellular sterol transport
Cellular component (GO): endoplasmic reticulum membrane; plasma membrane; endoplasmic reticulum-plasma membrane contact site
Molecular function (GO): sterol binding; sterol transfer activity
Source: RefSeq, a predicted model, not a curated record